UUCAUCAUCUACCCUUCCACAGAUUUAGAAUACAAUAGAACACGCCUCAUGAAGAAGACUCGGUCGUUGCCGAGCGGUUCCUUCCUGCUCGGUGGGAUGAUUGCCGUCGUGGCGUCCGUCACGACGACGGCGUGGGGUUUCCCGUUACAGAGUCGCCGUGGCGGUAUCCUGGCGGCACGUAUCCCGCAUCGUCCCACCGGGCCUUCCUUCGCACUCCACGCCAAGGCCCGUCGAGGUCGAUUGGGUUCGAUCGUCGAUGCCCAAGAUCUGCUCGAGUCGAAACCGUCCAAACGCCAGAAAACGACAACGCCAACGAAACCCUCCCCCAAGCAACCCUCUGCCAAAAAGGCCAACACCAACGUGUCUCCGGAUCUGGCUGCCUGGGCCGCGUCGACUACUUCUCCCGCCAACGCUAGUACCAGCACUACGGUGUCUCCGGAAGCCGGGGUAGACGGCGAGUCGUCCGCGACUCUUCCCGACCCGACCGUCAACCAAAAAUCUCGACGGAGGGAGAAACAAUCGACGCGGACACUGCAAGAAGAAGCCCGGGACGCUGCAGUCAAGGCUGCCGUCCAACAGAUCAACCAAGCACUCGAGCGCAAGGCCGGGAUUCCGGAAAUACUCGAGCGGACCCGAGAAUUGUGUAAUCUCGAAAGUACCAAUUUGCGGACCCUCACGGCCGGGGCCGCCCGUCAGGACUAUCGACUCGCCUGGGUGGGAUCGGACGAUGCCGUCUGUCACAUAGGCACUGGACUGCACAAGGUGCCGCUCGCUCGAUUGCAGGAAGUCUAUCUGUCUCUGCCCGGACGCAAUCGCGUCGAAAUGCUCGAAGUCAUUCGUAUUUUGGGACCCUUCCCCAACGUCAAGAACACACUCCAGGGAUUUUCGAAACUGGAAGGCAGCGUCGCGGACAAUACGGCCACGGCCUGGACGAUUUCCUGGGACAGUAUGAUUGACGGCACCGGCAAGGAAGUGUUGGCCGGGAAAACGGAGAAUACGCGGACUGCACCCUUGCACGUGCUGUUUAGCGACGUGAACGCCAUUGUGGCCGUCGUGCCGCUAUCCGCCGGCGGUAGCCCCGCUGACGUUUGGACCGAAACCAACGCAGCGAAUAUUUUGGUAUUCAUCCGGGAAGACAAUCUCGAUGAUCAACUGGAACUUUUACGAGUAGCGUAAAUCUACAGCAAUUCCAUACCCUCA
Messenger RNA from Phaeodactylum tricornutum CCAP 1055/1, 1200 nucleotides. RefSeq lists its product with no specific name. Bases 49 to 1176 code for a protein of 375 amino acids. The record is from RefSeq and is a predicted model, not a curated record. The transcript has a single exon. NCBI's taxonomy places the organism in Eukaryota, Bacillariophyta, Bacillariophyceae, Surirellales, Neidiaceae.